AUGCCUCCCAACCCCACGACGCAGAACAACGAGAACACCAUGCCAGAGAGGGCAAUUGCAAGCACCGACGCCGAAGUUGAAGAACUCUCAGAUCGCAUGUACAUCGACAACCUCCGCUCACUCGCUCUCCAUAUCUACCAUGCGCUGGAAAGCAUCAUUUGGGACCAUCAUAUGCUGGACGACGGUCUCCAAAACUAUCUAGAAAUAUUCCAGGAGAUGGGUCACUGCAGCGGCGACGAGCUUACCACCGCCACGCCAGCCGGCGUUCAGGACACAGCUCCUUACCCUUGCCCCCACAUCCUAAGGAUCCUCAGGCCCACAGUGUUGAACCUUCUCAGCUACAUGAUGCACCUCGCGGACAAACUAGAUUCAGCGGCAUCGCUGUGUGCGAAGGAUGCAUGGACCGGUUUCGGCGAUGAGGUUUUUGAUGCAGCAACGAAAAUGCGAAAUAGUGCGAGGAAGAAGCAAAAUCUGGUAAAGCAAUGUGCGGCGGAGAUUGAGGAGAUUGUACAGAAAAUGAAGCAGAGGGGCGAUUUCUAG
Messenger RNA from Westerdykella ornata, 540 nucleotides. RefSeq lists its product as uncharacterized. Bases 1 to 540 code for a protein of 179 amino acids. The transcript has a single exon. NCBI's taxonomy places the organism in Eukaryota, Fungi, Ascomycota, Dothideomycetes, Pleosporales, Sporormiaceae. The record is from RefSeq and is a predicted model, not a curated record.